Messenger RNA from Teleopsis dalmanni, 635 nucleotides. RefSeq lists its product as uncharacterized. NCBI's taxonomy places the organism in Eukaryota, Metazoa, Arthropoda, Insecta, Diptera, Diopsidae. Bases 89 to 565 code for a protein of 158 amino acids. Gene Ontology annotation, molecular function: kinesin binding. The record is from RefSeq and is a predicted model, not a curated record. Gene Ontology annotation, biological process: positive regulation of membrane tubulation; lysosome localization; Golgi organization. Gene Ontology annotation, cellular component: endosome membrane. The transcript has 2 exons.
UUUUUAUAAUUCUUAGUUGAAUUCUGCUUUGAGUACUCCAGUGAAAGGUACACAACGUUCUUGGUCAUCAGCAAACUCAACACCCACAAUGUUAUCUCAGAUAUCAAAAUCUACGUUAGGUGCAGGUGGAAGCACAUUAUCAUCUACACCAACAUCUGUGAAGCAAACAACAAAAGCGGCGAACAAUCUAUCAAACUAUUCGAAUAUGUAUAGUGUUUAUGGUAUUAAGUCAGGGUUGGAAAUACUAACUUGCGCUGAUAUUAAGGAUAUGACUGGUAUUAAAAUACCAUCACAUAAUGAUACUUGGUGGUGUAUUUUAGAAUUUUCAUGCCAAGAAGUACGUGAAUGUACAGAUGAUUUGGUUAUAUUUUUUUCGAGUAGCUCGGAAAUGCAAAGAUUUUUAAGACUUUUGGAACAAUUAUGGCAGUCGAAAAAUAAUGAUUUAUUCCCUAUUACUGUACUGGAUGAGGAUGAUUUGAUUGCUGAGCAGUGUACUAUGCUCUAUAUUGAUAUUAAUCGUUCAUGGGAGCCUUUAUUGUCAGCUGCUUUAGGUUAUCCUUUGUAAACGUAAUAAUUUGAUUAAAUGCACUUUUUAGAAUAAUACAUAUAAGAAAAACAUAAUAAUAACCUAUCCG